Molecule: messenger RNA, 1080 nt
Organism: Penicillium lagena
Lineage: Eukaryota; Fungi; Ascomycota; Eurotiomycetes; Eurotiales; Aspergillaceae
Exons: 3
Coding region: 1-1080 (359 amino acids)
Biological process (GO): regulation of transcription by RNA polymerase II
Cellular component (GO): chromatin
Molecular function (GO): DNA-binding transcription factor activity, RNA polymerase II-specific; RNA polymerase II cis-regulatory region sequence-specific DNA binding
Source: RefSeq, a predicted model, not a curated record
AUGGCCCGGAGAGUCUCGAAUGAACAACACAAGCAUCUAUCCAACAGCCACAUCAUCUCGCUGCUGAACACCCCUUCGGCCUCCGCCUCACCGUCUCCCGAACCCCGUCACCUCAUUGCCCGUCAGUCCACCAUGGUGGGCAAGAAGAACACCGCCAUGCGCCGCCCAAGCCCUCAGUCCGAGGUCCCCAUGCCCGUCACCUAUACACCCACCACCCACCGCAUCAGCAAAGCCAAGAAGGGCAAGCGCGUCCACGCCUGCGAAUUCCCUGGCUGCUCCAAGGUCUUCACCAGAGCCGAGCACCGCCGCCGGCAUGAAUUGAACCACAACCCGGAGGCCUCGUACCGGUGUACGCAGCAGGGCUGCAAGAAGGCCUUCCACCGUCCUGACUUGCUUGCUCGCCACAUGGAACGACAUGAACUCGAAUCCCAGACCGAGCACUCCAGCGCCCAAUGGGCACCCCCUAGCCAAGCACCCGCGCCCGUUGUUUCCGUCGAGGCCGGCACUGGCUCGCUCCUGGCUUCCUCUUCUCAGGCUCAUUCCAUGUCCAUUGGAUCCAUCGUUGCCCCCGGCAUCCACCCGGAUCUGGCGAACGACUGCUCUCUGAUGUGGAGCGGCAUGGAGCUUCCUUUACAGCCUCGCCCCGUCAACAUGUUCCAACACCACCUUCCCGAGUCCGUGGACGACAGUCCCUUCUACUCAUCACCCGCUGAGACCUGCCCCUCGCCAUUGUCCGACGCGACUUUCUCUCUCCCUCCUCACUCCAGCUCCUCCAUCUCGUCUGGCUCGGUCUCCAUCAUUGACCAAUACCAUACCAAGGGCAUGCUGAAGACCGAUGUCACUUCGUCUCCACUGCAGAUGCACUCUCCCCUUCGCGUCUGGGACGGCUCCGAUGCGGGCCUGCCCCCCUCGCAGCUGGUUCCCAUUUCGCUUGAGGAGAGCAUGAUUCAGCCGCCCAUCCAAUGCCACUACCCGUCUCCCUCGUGGUCGGGCACCGACUGCCUCCCCUACGAGGACAACAUGAGCCACCACUACCCCCAGGCGCAGGCCGUGGGCUGGAAGCAGUCGUGGACCCUCUGA